This is a messenger RNA of Staurois parvus, 552 nucleotides long. NCBI's taxonomy places the organism in Eukaryota, Metazoa, Chordata, Amphibia, Anura, Ranidae. The record is from the annotation of a GenBank genome assembly.
GCAGUGGACUCCUUGGCAGGACUCCUAUCUCUGCCGCAGGAACCAGAUGGAAAGGACGCAGAGCGCCAAUCGCUGUUUCUGGUGUCGCUGGCAAGAUCGGACGCAGAGAACCUGGUGCACGAUUAUCUCAGCCAACAAGGUCCUCCAUUCUCCGACAACGCCAAUCCUCCAACAUUAAAGAUGGAUGAUAUACCCGUCCUGGAUAGGACAAAACUCCCUUUGUCCCCCUGGAAGCGUCUGUCCAUGAGCCUUUCCUCCUUCUUGUCCUUCAGAGGUUGGUUUGCUUCUGUCCUCGACUGGCAGAAGUCGCUUAAUCCUAACUCUCGGAAGCUUCUUAAAAGUCUUGAAAUCUCCAGAAAUAAUUCCCUGGCAAUAAGCUCAAACCUUGGUACUCUUCUUGGGCAAAACGACCUCCCCGCUCCAUCUUCACCAACGGUUUCCACCACUUACAAGCAGAAAGUUGCUGGCUACAUGGUUUGUAAAAAUUAUUAUGACUGGCUUGUACAAGCUGAGAAGGACUUGAUCAUUCUUGUAGCAGAGAGCUCCGUGUAG